UUUUCUGAAACUUGAGCGAUGGAGUCCAUUUCUUUAAGGCAUGUAAUCUCUGCAACACAACAGACCAAUCUCAGGAGAACAAGAGUGAACCCAGAAAAGCCUUUUCACUCCAAAAGGUUUCACCUUCACAACCCAACUGCCCGUUUUCAAAUCCAUUCCAGACUCUCUGAAUUUCGAGACUAUGCAAAGCCUUCACGACUAUUUCAAGCCACCGAAGUGAAUAUAUGCACAGAUAUCUCAGUGGAGAAAAGCUUCUUGUCGUUACAGGAUUAUGAAACUCAGGCUUUGUAUAAGGUCAAGCUAGGUACUAGUAAUGUUUAUGGUUCAGGUCUCUCUGACGUUACUGCUGGAAUCCUCUUGUGCAUGAUAGACGAAAAUGGUGACUCCAUACUACAGAGGAUACCCUCAAAUUUGAGACUAGAUGACUCUAAAGAGGUAGCGGAGGAGAUAAUUCAGUUUCAAAGAGGUUCUUUUGAUGAGUUCACUUUUAAGGGACCUAAACUCAAAAAUAUUGAAGCUGUUUGGAUCAGUCUUGAAUCAGGCCAAUGGAGGUUAGGAAGUGUGAACUUGACUGUUAUUUAUGGGAAUGAUAUCUCUUUGGAGGAAAGUCAGGAAAUAGAUGGAGAGAAACCUCAGUAUGUUGGUUUCGAUUACAACUUCCAAGCAGAGGACAUCUUGCUCGGAGAGAGAAGUGACAGCUCCAUGGUGGAACUUAGACCUUGCCUUAUUACCAAGCUAUAUGGGGUUGACCCCUUCACCAUGUUGACUAAAACCCUCCCUGAAUCAAGUAUAUCUGUGAGCCAAGGCAUAUCAAAUGAGGAAACUAUGAGAGAAUACGCGGAUUUGAAGUUCUCUUUGCUACUUUAUGAUGCCAUACUGGUCUUAUUUGGUACAUCAGUUGCAUCCUUUUCAGUCGGGGAAAACGCUGGUUCAGCAUUUUUAACAGGUGGGAUUGGGGGCUUCUUAUAUCUUCUUCUACUGCAAAGGUCAGUUGAUGGAUUACCUGCUCCGGAAUCAUUUUCUGUGGACAGUGAAAGUACCAAUCAAAUGUUUGGAGGAACAAAGGGGCCACUACUUGGCCUAGCAUUGGCUUUUGGUCUUGCUCUAUUUACAGUGAAGUAUAGCUCUGGGGAUGUCCCAAUGGUUUUCACACCAAAAGAAGUCUUGGCUGGAAUGGUUGGAUUCCUUGCAUGUAAAGUUGCUGUGGUUUUGGCAGCAAUUAAGCCCAUGACAAUAGACGUAAACAUAAAAGAGUGAUGUAACAUCUAUGUAACUUGCAAUGGAGACAAAUCAGCUGUAUAUAUUAGGAAAGGAAAACUUCAGCAACACUAUCAAAUCAACAAGUUACAAUAUCAAAGUUCACAGAACCACAAAGUGACAUGUAACUGAUGUAAGUUGCUGGAGAGGUACACUUUGUAUAGUUUAUGCUUCGCCAUAUGUUGAUAUAAACAUGCAUAUUGAGAACCAAAAGAAGAAAAGUAAUGUUUCUUGAAAAAAAAAAAAGUGAAACAAUGUAGUGCAACAAUGAUUUGCAUGAUAGUAUAAGAUAAUACAGAUGCACAUGCAUGGAAGAUGUGUUUCAUCAGUCAAAGAUUGCACGAGUAUUAUAUUGUUGACAUGUUACUCUUUCAGGCUUUCAGCAUACCUGGUGCCUCUAUGCAUCAACUUCCUUACUGUAAUUUGAUCUGGUUCUGUCUAUAAUUUUUAGCUUCCCAGA
Messenger RNA from Argentina anserina (silverweed cinquefoil), 1717 nucleotides. RefSeq lists its product as uncharacterized. The record is from RefSeq and is a predicted model, not a curated record. Bases 19 to 1257 code for a protein of 412 amino acids. Gene Ontology annotation, molecular function: protein binding. NCBI's taxonomy places the organism in Eukaryota, Viridiplantae, Streptophyta, Magnoliopsida, Rosales, Rosaceae. The transcript has 3 exons.